Messenger RNA from Sycon ciliatum, 2772 nucleotides. Its product is annotated as radial spoke head protein 3 homolog B-like. The coding region runs from base 317 to 1702 and encodes 461 amino acids. Gene Ontology annotation, cellular component: cilium. The record is from RefSeq and is a predicted model, not a curated record. Lineage: Eukaryota; Metazoa; Porifera; Calcarea; Leucosolenida; Sycettidae. The transcript has 10 exons.
CUGCUCUUGCUGCGACUUUCGCUGCCGGGAGGGAGGAUUUGGCCAAGGGCAGAGGCUAGCAGGAAAAAAUCCGUGUAUACCCUUCCUGGGUUCAGUCUGCCCUCAUUCUCAAAAUCGCUAGCUCUAACGUUUGAGCUUGGAAGUUGGAUGCAGCGGCGCGACUGCCAGAAGCCGAAUCUUGCGCGCUCACCAGUACCAUCGCCCCACAAUACUCUGCUGCUUCUUCUACACAUCGGCUGAUGGUCGCAGGACACGGCAUUGAACAAGCGAUUCAACAAAAUAGAACAGCGGAGGAGAACGGCGACGAGGCGAGAAGAUGCCGAUUCCGUACGCGACCAAAAUUGCGUCCUCGGGUCCGCCGGGACUGGGACCGGAGGGAACCUAUUCCUUCUCGGCGGCUCCUAGGGCGCAGGUCGCCCAGCCGCGCCGCAAGCCGAUGCAGCAGCAGCAGCAGCAGUAUCGUGAUGCGCAGGCUCUUGUAUCGAGCGGUGAAGUAACAGGCCAGUACGGCAAUCUCAUGUUUGAGCGGCGCAUCGUUCGCGGAAACACAUACGCACAGGCCAAACUCAUUUCGACCCAGCCUGACCCGGUGGAGAUACAACGACAGCAGGAGAUCCGACGGAGAGCGCUGGCUAGGAGGAAAAAGACAGAGCAGCAACGGCCACGCACACCGGAUGCCGUGGAGGGUCGAAAACAUGAAACAGUUCAGACCGACGCAUACCUGUACGAACUGGGCAAGGCGAUAGAGGAGCGGGACGUGGAAGUCCAGACGGACGACCGGAUCGAUCGGCCACCCACCCCGGUCUACGUGCCGGCAAAGACGGGCAUCGAUCAGGAGACGCAGAUUUACCCCGGCGAUCUGUUCGACUUUGAAAUAGAGUGCAAGCCACUCGUGUCCGUCCUUGUCGCCAAGUCCAUGGAGCAAGCGUUGAUCGAAGUAAUGGAGGAGGAAGAGCUCGUUUCACUCAAGGAAAGACAGCGUGAGUUUGAGGAGCUACGGCAAGCCGAGUUACUCGAGGCACAGCGAUUGGAGGAGAAGGAGAGACGGCAUCAGCAAGAGAAGGAGGACCGCCGGCAGCAAAUGCUCAAGGCCAACGAGCUGCAGAAGGAGACGGCGGCCAAGGUGGCUAUGCUUGCAUUCGCAACUGGCUAUGUUGGAGACCUGAUUCCAAGCGUAUUUGGGCAGCUGGACAAUGAGGGAUUCUUUGCUGAUCCGGCUCUAACAGAGGUGGAGGUGGUAUUCAUGCCUGAGCUAAUGGACCACGUACAAUCAAUCAUGGAGGAGAGGUUUGCCGUGGAAGACGUCCUGGAUGAAAUGAUUGCGUCAAUGGUGGACGACAUAUACGGCAACGACUACCCAGAGCUUCUGGAGGAAAUGGAGCAGCCAGCCAUCACCAUUGCAGUGGAGGAUCAAGACACGUUCAUGGCAGAAACACAGCCAGCUGACAGCAACGCCGGUGAAGAAGAAGCUUCCAGGCACGAGUCACCAGCGCACGAAGAAGUCCCGGAAGACGGCGCGAGGAUUUUCGGCGACCAGGAAGUGGCGCAGCUGAACCCUGAAGAGGAGGUGCGCAUAGAUGGAGAUGCAGCAGAAGAGGCAGAGGCGGACGGCGCUGGGAACGAAGACAAUGACAACAUUGCGGAAGAUGACGAAGAAGACGACGACGCUCCUGCUGACGAUGCGGGCGUCUUCCAAGCAUAGUCUGCGGCCUGUUCUGCGAUGUUAUCAUCGAUCUUCUAGUGACAUCAUGGUCAUGUUGAUUGCAUCAUGGCCAUGCUGAUGACAUCAUGCUUCUACGAGUGACAUCAUGGUACUUCUAGUGACAUCAUUGCCAUGCUGAUGACAUCAUGUUUCUUGAAAAGCAUGAUGACAGUGACGAAUUCAUCCAGCUGUGUACAUGGUUCACAGGUGGCUCGAAUCAGCAUGGCUUGUUUUCCAACAAAAACGCAGUUAUGUAACUAAAUAUACUCAUUAGUGUGACAUCAUCGUGAUAUCAUUGUGAUUAUCAAAAUGAUAAUCACGAUGAUGUGAUAUUAUUGUGACAUCAUAUUGUGACAUCAUGUGACAUCGUUUUUUCUUGAUCAUUACGUUAUCAUGCUUACAAGAGACAUUAAUAAUAAUAAUAACUAUAUCAUAUUAUUAUGUGUGAUGAGCUGUGUUUGAGUGUGUUGCAUCAUAUAGUUUGCCAUGUAGAUCUACAUUGCACACUGGUUCAUGGAGUGAUGGAGCAUGCAGUGCUGUUUACAACAGUGAUUUUGGACGCCAUCGAAUCAGGACAAGGGAUCAGCUAACGCGACGCUGACUUGAAGGACUCUGCCGUGAAGUGGCCAGCUCACAUAGCGAGCAAGCAUGUGAUCGCAAUGUCGUGCCUGCUGUGUGCGGAGAUGGAGGUCACACGGCCGGCCGGGCUUUCGGUGCCGGCGAGUCUUGGAAGUCGGAACUCCUAGCUCGGAUACCUGUGACUGAUCGAAGUGCAAUGCUAGUGUGCCCGUUACACGACUGUACAUGAUUCAACCAAAGGCCAUAAUAGUUAUAACAACUUCAUAUACAAAAAAUUCAUUAUAGUAUCCUGCCCGUGACACACAUGUAUGUGCGUCCUCAAUGAGGAUAGUUUGUACAUAAUAAUUAUGACAUAAACGUAUCACUGUUCUAGACUUUUUUUCUUUUCUUUUUUUACCCUUUUCAGUUCCUCAGACUGAUGAACGUUCUGGAAUUUGUUUUUGCAUACGCCGGUCUGGCCAAAUUGAAAGUCCUACCUCAGUAAUAAUUAA